CCGAUUAUAAACGGAACUAGUGGCGCUACUAGGCAGUCAUAACGGUACACCUUCUCUUCAAACGACUCCGUAGUUUAAGAUAACGCGAAUCAUUUCUAUGAUUUUCCUACAGAUCAGAAGAAACGGAUGUCAUUAGAGUGACAUACUGUUGCAUGUCAUACCACACACGGAUUUAGCAUUAUAUCCAAUGUAAUUUUCAAUGCUGCUGGGUUCGUGAAUUGGAUAUUUGACAUCAGCAAAGAGUGUUCAACAUUCUCUGUGAGUUACGUUAAGUAUGCUGAUGACGAAAAUGACAGAUAUUUCAGGCGCUAUAUGUGAACUGGAGAACUGUAGAGAUGAAUUGGUGACAUUGCUGAACUGGAGUUUGUUUCACUGAAUUCUCGACAUAAACUGAAAUGGACAUGGACUUAUCUCUGAUCGAGCUGGAUUCCAAAUAAUGCCAUGGGAUUAUCAGGGACCACAGGACAAUUAAUACAGUCCCUUGGUUCCCUGUGGGCAUCACAAUUAAGAGGAAUCUACUGUUUAAACCGUUGAAAUCUGACAAUCGGUUUUAAAGCCAUAUCCUUCAAUUGUCCUUAGAUAACUGUUUUAAUAUAUAACAAUGGGUCGUCCGAUGGGUCGCAAAGACUCCAGGAGAUAUGACAAUAAAUCGCCUAGUAUAUCCCAUUCCUCGCCCCCAGACGUAUGGUGUAUUUUCCGGCUGAGGGACAGGGAUCGUCGAACAGAAAAGCCAAAGAAAUCGUGUUGUGACAAAGCUACAUUUGUGUGCGAGAGAGAAUUGUCACAGCGGCAUUACCGACAAGGCAAGAAACGAUGCUGUCACGACAAGCAAGAUGAUUUCUCUGAUGACAAAGGGGACAUCUAUACAACCGCCGGUGAAUCGUCGGACAUGGACGACAGUUCAUCAGACAAUAGUUACUGCUCCAGUAGUGCCACCAUGGACCAAAUGGAGCUAGCAGAGCAGUUAGCCAUGGUCCAGGAGAUGGUACAGGAGAUGAAGACAGGCUUUGCCACAGCCAUGGAGGAGCUAGCUAACAUACAGUUUGGAGACCAAACCUUACAACAGCAAAUGGUCACUGACCGGUCAGAAAACAAACAAAGGACCAUGGAAUUGACUGAGGCAGUGCAGUCCCUAAGGACUGAUAUAGAGAAUUUGUCCAGUCAGUUGAAGGAUGUGUCCGAGGCUCAGAGGUCACUGGAGGUCAAAGUGGACAAUGUUAAAUCCUUCGACAAAGAGGCAUUCCUCGAUGAACUUCAGAACAUAGGCGUUGCUGCUGACCAAGCCAGAUACCAGACACAGACAAGUAAGAGAGGCAGUGAUAUCCAGCCCAAGGAUGUGUCCCCUCUGGUCCACCCCUACCUGGCCAGUCUCACUCAGGACAAAGCUGAAGACUCGGACUGCCCAGUCGUGACGGCCUUAGCCUGUAAGAGCCUUAAUCUAUCACAGGCGUUACACGAAAAGUGCUUACACCUCGACUUGUCUGCUUCUAGUGACGAUGACGAAACAAUACGCCAUGCACAGAAUGCAAGACUGGCGUUACUUAAUACUGACAACAGUCACCUUUCCGAGGCCAAAGCACACUUUUCUAAGAAAAUCCCUCCACAUGAGAAAGUUCUGGAAGAAGUCCAGAGAGAGAAGUGUGCCCAGGAGGCCAUCAGUGCUGAGAGGUCGUACUGCUCACAGUUAUGGACCCUGAUUGAUGCGGUAAUCCGACCGAUUCGCCAGGAGGAGCUGAUGACACAGCGAGAUCUCAGUACCGUCUUCCCCUCCUACCUUCCCCAUUUAUAUGAGCAGCACUGCAUCAUGUUACGGAAGAUGGAGGAACGGAUGGUAAAGUGGAAAUACACCGGCCUGAUAGGAGAUGUGUUUGUAAAGUUUACAGACACCCAGGAGGGGGAGGGUCUAUCUGUAUACAAGGAUUACAUCAAUGACUUCCCCACCGUCAUCAGCAACAUCAACUACUGGUUUACACAGUCGGCACGCUUCAGAGAUAUCAUGGGGAGUUCCAGUCUAGCUACUUCCAGUGUGAUUCCACUGUUGCUGGCUCCAUUACAACAGAUUCCUAAAUACUCACUUCUCAUCAAGAACAUGAUUAAACACACUGGACCGGACCAUCCAGACCGGUACUACCUAGAUACCGCCCUGACUCGGCUCAAGAGUUUCCUUGGCAUGAUGAACAAUGACCUUGAGCAUGCCAUGCAGUUCAUGAAUGUCAACAAGGUUCCUAUAGAUCGGUCUCGUGACUAUGGGAACUCUGUACGAUCUCGUUCGAGUGGCAGUAGCUGUGAAGCGAACCAAGUGUCCAGUGCCAGAGACAGUGGUAUACAUUCCAAUGGGGAAGAUAACUUACUCCGACAGCCUGCCUCUCCCAACACCACCAGGAGAUAUGUUCUGCAGGUGUUGCGGGAUCGUCGUGAAAGAGAAGCUGUCGAGAGUCUGAAUGAGGUUAGAGAGAGGCCUAGAUUGGCCAUACCUGUACGUGCUCAUACCUUAGGGUACGGAAGUCACCCUGAUCUAACGACACACGAACUGACAGAGUUUGUGGCAGGAGGUACCAGGGAUCUACCAUCAUACGCCCCAUACCAAUCUGCUAGCAAGAUGUACUCCUCCAUGACCAAAAUUCAACAGACACGAGAUCCGCCAAAAAGUCCAGAGAAACCUCCUCGCAAGAUUAAAAUUCGGAGAAGGCCAGAUAGUCAGAAAAGUUCUUUGAGUUCUAAUUCUAAUUACUUGAGGCCUUUGACACCGCACUUUCCAUAUAAUAACACACAUAGACAGGACGAUUUCAAUGAGAACGACAUUCCACGCUCUCACUCUGCAAGCAGACGACUACGGACCAACCGACCAGCUUCAUCCAUAGAUUUCACAGGUGGAGAGUCAGAGAGGAGAAAUAGAAUGAUGGAACAACUUUCAUUUCAUCCUUCAGAGAGAAGUACCCCCAGGGAUCAGAAAUCUGAUGGGAGAGGUCGUAGUGAACUUCAUCUGUCUCUUCAGCGUCUCAUGGCAGAGCGGGAUCGGUCUGAUGCUCUUGAAAAUGACCGCUACGAUAGAGGAGCCAACCAAUUCCAACCACUAGAUGUCAGCUCUGUUCACUCAUCAGAAAUGAAAGAAAGUUAUCAUCAACACAAUCACAGGCGCUCAAGCUAUGGACAGGAAGUGCAUCAGCAAGAAGAGGAUUAUGGGAUAUUUGGGGAUGAUGAUGAAGAAGAAAGCUAUCAACAAAGUCCUCGUGACAUUGUGGCAUCACCAAACUCAAGAUCACUAGACACCGAGGUGAUAGGAGGUGACAUGAACUAUAUUACAGCAGAUAAGGGUCUACAUUUAUCACGACCAGAGGAUGCAGGUCCCAAGAGAAUGAGUGGGGAACAACUGGCAGCAUCAUUAGCCCUCAGUUUGGGCGACCAAAUCUCUACAGAGGAAGAGGAUUCUACCUCUAGUCAUGACCAUAACCACCUUGUCCCUCAUGGUCGACAAGGAUCAAUAAAUAUAUCAUCCAGCCAGGCACUUAGCAGCAAUGAACAGCUAGACCAGACACCUAGGUAUACAGGCAAGGUAGAAAUCUCAAAUGGGAGUCAAAAGCAAGAACCAAGGAAACCGGCAAGGGGAGUUAACUCUGUCAAACUGAGCCCUAUUCUGAGUAGCUAUGAUCAGGGGGAGGUAGUAGGUGACAGCAUCAUCCAUGAUAUUACUGACAAUAGUGAUGACCCACGACUGUCUCAUCCCAGUGGUCUGUCAAUGGACCUACAGACUCAAUGUAACACAUUAGAUCGAGCUAGAAAAUAUGUUGUUCCUGCUGAGAAACCAUCAGAAGAUAAUAUGCCGAAACAACAAAUUCCAACUAAGUUACGAACAAGUUUUUCUGACAUAAAUAGGAAUGAAUUAAAAGUAAGUAGUGUUGAUAGUAAUAAUGUAGUAAAACGGACAUCAUUACCAGUGGCCCAACAGUCUCAACGUACCAGUCUGUCUCCUAGUAACGCUGAUGGGACACACAUUCCUACCAUCAGAGGUCGUCGUGGGUCUGCCAGUGUGGAGAGAACACCAAAGAAAUUACCAGUGGUGUUGGGACGACUUAGUCAGCCCAAUCUCGAACAAAUGACAGCAGAGGCCAAGUUUCCUUCCCCUCCAGUCAGCCCCACAAAGAUGACAGCUAAAGACACAAAAAUCCCUCUUUAUACACCUAACAGGGCUAAAAAGGAAAGAGCUCCCAUGUCCCCUAGGGAUCCAAUGUCUAAAUCGAGUGAGGACAUUUCCAAACUCAAGAAAAAGCCGGGUACUGCUUUCAAACAGUCCAUCAAGAACUUCUUUGGAAGGAAAAGCGAGAGACUUAGGAAGAAGGCCAAGUAUGAGUUUCAGGACACGGAUACCUUUACUGACCUCCAGGUAGGCCAGGACGACGAGGUCCAGAUCCAGGUUAUACGGGAUGCAGACGAGGAUGACGUGGAAUACAGCGAAGAAAACAUUCAAAUAGCAACAAAUUUCUUUCCAGCAUCAUCAUCGUACGACACAGAACAAUCAUUCGAAUAUGAAGAAUCGGCCAGUAGCACAGUGUAAUAACAACGAAUAUUUACAAAGUGAUAAAUAUCUUAGAAACAGUAUAGAGAAGCUUGAUACGUGGACGAGUUUUGUAAGAAGGAUGAUCUAUACAAUAAAACUCUGUUUUAUAGGCCUUAUUCGUCAUUACGUGAGGACCAAUUCGUUAUGUCACAAUGUUAUGUAUUAAGCAUUGUUUUCGGAAUCGUGCAUGAUAACAAAGACAAAAAAGUAAAGAUUCUGAAGAACGUUACUAGGAAAGAACAAGUUAUGGACAUUCAACGUGCUGGUCAAACAUUUAAAAAAUGCGACUAUGUUUGACAAAGAGCACAUUUUCGUACAUGCAAUAGUCCUAACAAUACAACGAUCUUUACGCAGGGCAUUAGUAAAGUUAGUAUAUAAAUCUCACAAGACCAAUGGUUAUAACGCCUGUUAGUUAUACGAGGGCUGAGUGAUAAGUUGUGAGCCUCGUAUUGAAGGGGGUACCCAAGGACUGGUCUCAUUUGGUUUGUGUAUAUCGACGGGGUAGCACUCUAAAGUAAACAAGACAAGAAGCGAUUUUUGCUAAAUGGAUAACACUGGUUAGGGUUAGGUUGAAAGAGUCUGUCAUUACCAUGGCUGCCUUUCACGAUUGUGGCUUUAAAUUGAUUGAGUAUCCGCCUUAUCACUUGAUCUCCAUCAGACUUUCAUCUAUUUCCAAAACUGAAAACAUCUAUUUCAGGCACCCUAACCCUAACAUGCAGUGGAUGACUUUCUUAACAGCCAAGAAAAGGAGUUCUUUAAAUGUGGCCCUUAAACACCGCUGGCAAAAGUUUAUAGAUACUGAAGGAGAUUAUGUUGAAAAUAAUACAAUAUGUCCGGCAAAAUUCAAAUCAUGCAAUAUGAGGCUCACAACUUAUCAAUACGCCCCCAUAUAAGCUUAAUGGUAUUACUUAGCCCAUGUGAUCAAAACAGGGUAAAAUGUAGGAUGCUAUGAAAAUAUCUGCCUUCUUUACGUUUGUACAAGAACCUAAAUGAUACAAGUUGUAAGAAUGGAGAUUAUAUAAAUGAUACAGUUGUACGGUCUACCCGUCAAUGUCUUUUAAGUCUUUUUCAAAGUCUACAUAGCAAUUUUGUAAGUCUGGAAUGGUAGUUGAUUUUCAGAGUUGGUGAGAAUAGGGAUCGGUGGGUGGGCGUGAUUGUAUGAUGACUCGUUUACGUUCACGAUUAUCAACAUGUUCUUUCAUUGAUAAUUUUACACGAAAGGCCAGUCUCGCGAGCUAAGGAGCUGCAUUGUAUGAGAGACUUCUGAUGUCCCCUACUAGAUCGAUAAACAUGAUUUUUAUUUAUUAAUUCUUUUUAUUAACAUUUCAUCAUUUUUAUAAGCAGAUAAUAGAAAUCGUAUAUAUUUUUUCUUAUUAUUUGCAGUUCUGGGAACAUGUAUGUGAUAUUCACUGGUGUUUGUUUUAAAAGUCACAUUUAUUCCGUCGAAUUGGUGAUCUCAUGGUUGUGCAUACUGUUUUAUAUCUGUAAUACAAUGAUGCAUACUUUCGAUGUCAUAUAUAUGACAGUUUCAUGUCUCCAUGUGAGUUAGCGUGAUAUGAUAGCUCUACGAAGACAAGACUAGGAUACAGUCCUCAACCUUCCCCAUCCAUUUGGUAUCGUAUUUCACAUGUCCAUCUUUGAGUUUCGCAUCACUUGAUAAAUAUACAUUGAGUUUCGCAUCACUUGAUAAAUAUACAUUGAGUUUCGCAUCACUUGAUAAAUAUACAUUGAAAGGUGGACGUGGAUGACGAUAAUUGUGUCACUGUCUCAUGUACGUUUGGAAGUAAUAGAUAUUUAAAAUUAAUAAACGUGGAACACUUUAUACUUUUUUUUUCAAAGAGAAGAGAUAUAUUUAUUGUGAAUAGCUAUCAUUAUGAAAAUUAUUAUAAACAUUAUAUGCCCGGAAAUAUUUAGAUGCAGUGUCGACGAUUUUGAUAAUUGGGAUUUAUUUUUAUGUAAAAUUUACAGUAUUUAAUACAUGUACUGUGGCAUUUCAUUUCUACCAACCAUCAUCCGAUACGUCUUGUCGAUGUGUUUGUGUCGAAGUGAUUUAUUAAGGUAUAGCUCCAACGGCGUGAAGCACACUUUCGCAAGCAUACCUUAAUAUUUCCAUAGCUUGUAUAAGUAUACAAGCUGAAACGGGCCUUUCAUCGGUCAUAUUGAUAUUUGAUUACAAACGGUGUGUCUGUUUAUGGUAGUGUGGAUGGACUAUAAAAGAAUGCUUUCCAACACAAGAAUGGAAAGAGCAGCAGGUUCGUGAAUCAGUCAUUAACACGCACUUUCAUCAUACAUAAAUUGUCAUAGAGUUAUACCGAAGGUGAAUAUCACACUAAUUCAUUAGAUAUCGAUCAUGACGUAUAACAUAACACCUCCGGGGUAUAACUCGACUCCAGUUAUAAGGACCAUUUCAGAGCUGACAUGUUGUGACUGAUGGGUUUGUUUAGAGUCGUUUCGUACUGAUGGCAGCAUCUAGUGCUAAUAACACUACACGGAUACGUGUUUGUGCACGUCUUUGCAAUAAGCAACCUUUAUUGUCUCUGCUCCAAAAUUCAAUACCAACUAAGGUUACACCGGGAUGACAUCACUGAUCGAUGUACCUAAUACCGGAUGUGUAACAAACUUUUUGAUAGACUAAAUAUCACUGAUCGAUGUACCCAAUACCGGAUGUGUAACAAACUUUUUGAUAGACUAAACAUCACUGAUCGAUGUACCUAAUACCGGAUGUGUAACAAACUUUUUGUGACUAAAUAUCACUGAUCGAUGUACCUAAUACCGGAUGUGUAACAAACUUUUUGAUAGACUAAAUAUCACUGAUCGAUGUACCCAAUACCGGAUGUGUAACAAACUUUUUGAUAGACUAAACAUCACUGAUCGAUGUACCUAAUACCGGAUGUGUAACAAACUUUUUGUGACUAAAUAUGUGAUUGAACUUGUUAGCCUACAAUGUAUGUAAACGACCGUAUAUUUGGUUAUACUGUGUAGUGUCUGGGUCUACCAAUGACAUUCAAUAUUCAUGAAUUAUACAUUACAUACUUUAUAGAAGAUAUUUUAUUUUAGUAAACGGGGAUAUCAUUUAAUGAAGAAGACAUUGCUAAUAUUCAUAUGAACGCUGUAAAGUGCCUUAUUAAGUACGGUUCACUCUAUCUUAGUGGAUAUGGUCAAAGAGUUGUGUGUGUAUGGUAUAAUGCGUCGUAGAUAAGUACAGAAUAUUUUGUUAACUAUGGAUACAAAAUGAAGAGACAGUUUGUGCCAACUCUUUAAUUUAUAUUAAAUAAAAUUAUUAAUUAAAAUAAA
Pecten maximus is the source of this 7849-nucleotide messenger RNA. RefSeq lists its product as uncharacterized. The record is from RefSeq and is a predicted model, not a curated record. Gene Ontology annotation, molecular function: guanyl-nucleotide exchange factor activity. NCBI's taxonomy places the organism in Eukaryota, Metazoa, Mollusca, Bivalvia, Pectinida, Pectinidae.